GUUGCUCGUUCCUUCAACUGGCUGGUUUGAUAACGGGUGAACGUGUUCUCGUCACCCGGUCCGGAUUUUCGACCCAUAUCGGUAACUACCAAGGAAAUCGUACACAGGACAGUGACAUAUUCCCACCCGUUGCAAUGGCAUAUGGUGACCGUGAUCGUUCUGAGAGACGAGGAGGAGGCGGUGGAGCACGUGGUGGUGGUGGUGGUGGUAGAUUCGGCGGACGCGAUGGAGGCGGAGGAGGCAAUAGAUUUGGCAGCAGCGGAAACAGAGACAACAAUUUUGGAAACAACAAUUUUAAAAAUCGGCAGCCUGGGGAACGGUUACGUAAACCACGAUGGGAUAUGAGCACCCUACCGCAAUUCAGAAAGGACUUCUACCAGCCACAUCCUAACGUAAUGGCACGGAGUAUUCACGCUGUAGAGGCAUACCGUUCCAAUAAAGAGAUCACUGUGAAGGGGGCUAACGUUCCAGGUCCCAAUAUUUAUUUCGAAGAAGGUGGCUUCCCAGACUAUGUCCUCAACGAGAUUCGUAGACAAGGAUUUGGUGAACCGACCGCGAUCCAGGCACAAGGUUGGCCUAUUGCCCUGUCCGGCCGAGAUAUGGUCGGUAUAGCGCAAACUGGUUCGGGAAAGACUCUUGCAUACAUCUUGCCAGCGAUCGUACAUAUAAAUCAUCAGCCUAGACUGAGCAGGAACGAUGGGCCAAUCGCAUUGAUCUUAGCGCCAACUCGAGAAUUGGCACAACAAAUUCAACAAGUAGCAUCAGAUUUUGGUAUGUCUUCUCAAGUGCGAAACACGUGCAUCUUCGGUGGUGCCCCGAAAGGACCUCAGGCGCGUGACCUCGAGCGCGGCGUAGAGAUUUGCAUUGCCACGCCAGGACGUCUUAUAGAUUUUUUGGAACGCGGCACAACUAAUCUACGUAGAUGUACAUAUUUAGUACUUGACGAGGCCGAUAGAAUGCUCGAUAUGGGCUUCGAGCCUCAAAUUAGGAAAAUUGUAGAACAAAUACGUCCUGACCGUCAGACUCUCAUGUGGUCGGCGACGUGGCCAAAAGAAGUACGUAAUCUCGCGGAAGAGUUUUUAACAGAUUACAUACAGAUCAACAUUGGUUCCCUACAAUUAGCUGCUAAUCACAAUAUUCUGCAAAUCGUCGAUGUAUGUGAGGAAUACGAAAAGGAGAGUAAGCUCAUGAAAUUGUUGGAAGAAAUCUCAAACGAACCGGAAAAUAAGACUAUAAUAUUUGUCGAGACCAAAAGGAAAGUGGAUGAUAUAACAAGAGCUAUUAAUAGAUACGGAUGGCAAGCGAUUGGUAUUCAUGGAGACAAAAGCCAACAAGAAAGAGAUUAUGUAUUAAAUCAGUUCCGGAAUAGCAGAUCUGCCAUCCUUGUGGCUACUGACGUGGCGGCGAGAGGUUUAGAUGUCGAGGAUGUCAAAUUUGUGAUAAACUUGGACUAUCCGUCCAACUCUGAGGACUAUGUGCACCGUAUCGGGCGUACGGGUCGUUCACAGCGUACAGGAACCGCGUACGCCUUUUUCACGCCCGGCAAUGCUCACAAGGCUGGUGACUUAAUUCAAGUUCUAGAAGAGGCCAAGCAAGUUGUCAAUCCGAAAUUAUAUGAUUUAUCCCGAAAUCCUGGCAUUUAUAAAAGUGGCAUAGGCGGGGCUAGCUAUGGAAGCAGUAAAUCGUUCCCUCAAAACAGCUUUGGAAGUGGAACUUCCGGCGGUGGCUCUGGUAGCUACAGCCAGAACAAUAGUGGAUAUGGAAGCAGCUACAGGCAACAAAACGGCUAUUGAACGAACGGUCAAGUAAUACUCCCAUCUGCGUUCCAGAGGGAAUAAUGGCAGUCAACGAUUGAUUGAGCCGAUGAGCCAAGAAUUGCGGAGAAUCGUUCCAAAAAAUUACACAUUCUCACGAGCAUUCGUCUCCUUUUCUUUUCCAGUACACGUCACCUUCAUUAGCUUUAAGUAAUAUUAUAAUAUCAAUUAUGCAAGUCACAUGUGUUAUAAUUAGGAUAGCUCCUUAAUAUAUUUAAGCGGUCAAUUAUCGCAUGAGAUUGCCGCCGAUAUAGUAUUACAAUUCGAUUGGCUUGCCGCUGUACAUUCAAUAAAAUAGUGUAAGACUGACACUAUAAAAAGCUAAAACGUAGCGUUGGCUCUUCUAAAUGAUUUUUCUUCGAUAUUUCUUUGACGCAGAGCGUAUUUAUUUUUUAUUUUUACGUGCGUAUUUAUUUCUAUAAUGCUAUCGAUAUCGUAAUAACGACAUAAAUUUAAUUUAUGCUUGUAUAAUUGCAAUUUAUUUUGAUCAUAAACACAUUUUCAGAGAUUCCUCUGUGUAUCAUAAAUCAUGAAUAUGUAUAAACGUGUGUUUAUGAUCAGCAUUCAAUCAACGUCGAUGUGACAUUUUGAUAAGUUACAUUGUUACAUAUAAGUCAGACAUCUAAGUCAUGAAUGCCGUCAUACAAACAUGCGUGUAUAUAUAUAUAUAUAUAUAUGUACUAAUGUUAAAUUUACUAUGAAAUAUCCUAUCUAAAGACGCCUGAUAAUUUUAUUAUGACAUUAUCGAUAAUUAAUUAAUCUUUUAAAGUGCCGGGGGGAAGAUCAGCUGCUUCAUUCAUUGGUUAUCGAGAAUCAUACGAUCCAGUUUGGAAUUUGCUUUUUUACUCAAGUGAAAAUAUUUACUUCAGCGAGAUUUAUCGCGCAACAAUAAAAUAUUUGUUAUGUCUAUGAUUAUAUCGCCCAUUUUUCCACAAUGAUCAAGCUUUCCAGCUUUCGAAUUAAAUUACCCGCAUCAUCGUUACGAUACAUGUUUUUAUGGCGAUGCUGUCAAUCAUCAAAAUGUGUAGAAUGUCAUUGCUUCUUCCUUGUCGC
Molecule: messenger RNA, 2867 nt
Organism: Mycetomoellerius zeteki
Lineage: Eukaryota; Metazoa; Arthropoda; Insecta; Hymenoptera; Formicidae
Product: probable ATP-dependent RNA helicase DDX5
Exons: 6
Coding region: 135-1793 (552 amino acids)
Molecular function (GO): nucleic acid binding; ATP binding; RNA helicase activity
Source: RefSeq, a predicted model, not a curated record